Messenger RNA from Spirometra erinaceieuropaei, 2890 nucleotides. Lineage: Eukaryota; Metazoa; Platyhelminthes; Cestoda; Diphyllobothriidea; Diphyllobothriidae. The record is from the annotation of a GenBank genome assembly.
AUGGUAUGCCUGCUUAUAUCAAUUUUCAUGUCUUUAGAGUAUCCUUACAUAUAAUGGGUCCGCGGUCAUUGGGAUGAAGGGAAAGGACUGCGUUGCCAUUGCAACAGACUUGCGGUUCGGCAUUCAAUAUCAGACAAUUUCAACUGAAUUCUCGAAGGUGGAGCAGCUCGGACCUCGUUUGUUUGUCGGCUUUCCAGGCCUGGCGACGGACAAAGAGACUGUGUAUGUUGUCUUACCUGUUUAUAUUGACUGCAGCUAAAUAUUUUUGUAAGAUUUCAAGGUUUCGUGAAGAUUGGUCGAUCAAAUUGAUUUUGUAGAUUGCAUCGUUCUUAACUCCCGCCCAUUCUUUGAUUUGUGCUAGCGUUACAUAGUAGAUUUGAAACCGUUUGAAAAUUACAUACCCAUCUUUGACCCCUAAUCAUCUUUGAUUUUGUUCGUCUAAGACCUACGUGUAGGGAAGCGUUUCGAUACCUUCAAUUUUGCAACCCCGAAACCUCCAUGAGUCUCGUCAGAUGUAGUAAAAAUGUGAUUCACAGGUGGGGUGGCCGUAGAGGGAGAGGCUGUCGCGGGGUGGAUUGUCCUCCUUUUUCAUAUUUAGUUCUGACUGCGGCCGCCUCACACCUCACAUACUACCGGAAUUGGUGCCGCCGCCCUCCCUUUUGAUUUCACCACGAGUACACAAGAAACGAAAGUAAGGAAAGCCAAGUUUGGACAGUAGAGGGAGUUUUUGAUGUCGCACGAGUUAUUUGCAUGAUUGUUGCUUUUGCUGUUUUCACGGUCAUAGCUCUUUUCGUCCGGUGAGAGAAGUGAAAGACAGCUACACAUUAGUUGCCGGUUAACGCUGUUUACAAUUUCUCUUUAAGACAGUUCAUUUUUACUUUACUAGUCAUCUGCUGACGGAAAUAAGUCAAAACCGACCAGUAAAUUUGUUGAGAUGUAGACGCAUGAUAUUUUCUCGCGUAUGACCAGCUAAGCACCAAGGGUCAUGUCAGUGAGAAUUUGAUGUUUAUUCCUUUCGCCGAAAGAACCGGCUCUCGACAGCCUGCAUAAGUACAUAUUUAAGGAGGCUCUGAAAUGUUUCCACCUCAAACCACAACAUUGGUAAUUACUAAUCGACUAUUUCGUUUCUUAAUUCGAGCCAGUUAAGUGGAUGUGCCAGAGUUUGCGUGCAUAUUUUCAAGAAUUCUGCUUCCCAUAUCAAAAAAUGCAGAUUUUUCCACAAACGUUACGUCAUUUGCUCCUUCUGUGUUUUAUAUAUUAGUGAGUAAGUGACGGAUUUUAUGAAACUGUGAGGUUUUUAAUGUCUGACAAUGGACAUAUAUUUUGGAAACGACUUUUUUCUAUUAUAGCUUCCAGCGUCUCCAGUUCCGGAAAAACAUGUACGAAUUGCGCGAAAAUCGUAAUGUCAAGCCGAAAACACUUCAGUGCAUGCUGUCAAAUCUUCUUUAUGAGAGAAGGUAACACCCGGUGCAAGUUUACUUCUUCAGAUUUGGCCCCUAUUUUGUAGAGCCCAUUGUAGUUGGGCUGGACCCGAUUACAGAAGAACCUUUUGUUGGUGGCAUGGAUUUAAUUGGUAGUGGGCUUGAAACUGAUGAAUUUGUUGUUGCUGGAUCAUGUCCCGAGCAGUUGUACGGCAUGUGCGAAACUCUGUGGGAGAAAGACCUUGUAAGUGUCCGUGUCCGAUAUUCUCUUCUAGGCACUCCAUAACCUUUUCUGUUCCUUUCCCGUUUUGGUUGCAUGCUUCUGCUAUUGCUUUUAGUGCACCCAGUAAAAAGCCGUAUGCGCACAGAUUCACAGACUUAAGAGGCCAUGGUACAUUUAUUUCUUUGUCUUAUUUGCCGUUAAAUUUCAGACCUUAUAAAUACAGUUGUCCGAUAAAGAUCCCGAGCUGUCAUUUGUCAUCCAUCCUUGUGCGAAAGCAUUUAAGGUGGUCGAGGUAGUGGAUUGCAGAGUGGUGCGAAGGUUCUUAAUUAGUUUCAGCACAAACGCGUGUUAAAUGGUAGCGAGAGAUUUGAUGAGUCGAUUUCCCCAAAAGAAAAGGCCAUUUCGCGCAGUCUCGGCCCGCUGUCUGAUCUCCACAUGAGGUAGUGCUUUUGCGGCUUACGCCAUUAAGGCAUGCGAUAGAUGUGACCAAGGCAGCGCAGAUCACGAAAUAUGGUGAUAUGGUUCACUGACUGCCCCCGGUCUGACAUACGUGGCGAAGAAGUUAUUCUUUCUCGAUAUCUUGAUCAAAACGAGCAGUCACUGCAUCUUUGCUUUUUAGUCGUUUGGCUUCUUAUCCAUCCCAAGUAAUUGUAAGACUCAGACGUCGCUGAAAGAGUACUCGUGACCAUCAAUUUGGCUCCAUAUAGAUGCGAUCGACGGCUGGGCUGCCUGCGUGAUAGUACCAACGGUACGAUAAAACUUGAGUGAUAUGCCGUUCGAGGAAUGCGGAUUUUCAUAAUUAUUGACUGUUAAAGCAUCGUUUCAUAUGUACGCUACUAGUUUUGUGGACAUAUUUAAUAUCCUACGGUAAGCCGUCUCCUCCAAUUACCACAAGAAAACGGGCAUCAGCACUCCAGUUUUGACUUUGAUAAGGGGUCUUAUUAAGCAACAUAUUCAUUGCAUAUUCUUUGAGAACUUCAUACUCUCUCAUGGGAUGAGUGCUGGAGAUGGUUAAUUCUGGCUUUGAUUUCAAAAGUAGUUAUUUUUCUUUCGCAUUUUAGAAGUCUGAUGAGCUGUUUGAAUGUAUCUCACAGUGCAUGUUGAACGCCUUAAACCGGGAUUGCAUCGCUGGAUGGGGUACACGAGUCUACCUUAUGUAAGUUGUUUUCCUUUUUUUCUGAUUCUUUUUUUCCCUAGAGAAAAAGAUCAGGUCACCAUAUCCGAUAUAAAAAGCCGCAUGGACUAA